GUUGCUCCACCCAUAGAUCUUUUCGCGCACAGCAGCUGACCGGGGCUCGCAUCGGCGGCUGCUGUUCACUGCCGUUCAUUUGACCACACUUCUUUCGCACGUGCCGGCCACUAUCUGACAUCUCGCCUCGUCGCUCGCCCUCUGUCGCCGCUCUGCUGGCCCUCGAUGAGCCAUACGCGGUGUCAUGGACUCGGCCGAUGGACAAGAGUUCACUCGGAAGCUGGCCUCGUUCGUGUCAACGCAUGAACGGGCCCUUGCGAACGCGCUGCAGCUGCAGCAUCAGAGGACCAAGCAUGGCAAAGAGCAGGGAGCCGCAGGCCGGCCGCAGACAUCGGCCGGCGCAUCCAGCACCAUGACCCUCUCGCAGUCGCUCUCGCGCCCCUCCUACCUGUCCUUCUCCUCGACCGCGAAUAUCAAGCCCGCGAAGCUCGUGCUGACGCCCCACCAUCUCUACUAUCUGCUCAGCGUGUUCGAGGCCGAGCUGGGCAUUGAUCCGGGCCCGAUGUUGAUACGGCUGGAAAAUCUACACAAUGAUGCGCCUGCGUCGAGCUACAUGUCCUUCCUCAACCACCCGCCACGAUUGCGGGGGAAGCAAUCGGACGCCGACUCGCUGCGCUCUGUCUCGAGCGUGCGCAGCGUCAUGUCCAGCAUGUCGUCCGUGUGGUCCACGCUCACGGGACACAAUGCGGCAGCCAAAGAGCAGAAAUUAAAGGCGCAACAUCGUGAUGAUCUCAAGUACUUGUACUCGUGCUUCACCAAAAUCCCAGCAUUGCGUCUUGCACCAGACCACAAAGCCCGUCCUAUCGCCGGCUACGAGGAGUUUCCCUUUGACACCGCCGUGCCCUUGUUCGUCUUCAAGAACGUGAGUUCACUCGAGGUUUGCGAUCUCGACUUCCGCUCCUUCUACGGCUGGGACAGACUAUCAGAGCAAUUGCGCAGCCUGACUGUAAAGAAUGCCAUGCUAGAGGAUCCAAUAGAGUUGUUGCGAGACAUUGUGUUGGAUGACACCGAGAAGAGGCGCAAACGCUCUUCCAAAACGCAGGUGCCGACCACGCCAUCGACCCCCGGUCCGUCUUGGUUCUCAGCCAGUCCAAAACGAUUCCCAGACUUUGGCUCCGCAGCAUCACAUCCUACCACUCCUGCAGCGCUCGGCCGAAGGGGAUCGCUCGGGUCUGCCAUUCUGUUGGAAAGAGGUGUCUCAGUUGAUGGCACGAAGCUCAUGGAGAAUGUCAGGCAGUCGAGUAAUUCUCCUCCACGGCCUGCAACCUCGAGGCACAUGUCGCUGAAUAAGCCGCGUUCACAUCGACCUGGUACCUCGAAUGUUCGCAGAUCUUCGGGCAGCUCAGGCUCCAGCCACCAUGAAAUGACUCCCCGCCACAGCUCCUCUGAUCUUCUGGCUAUGGGCAUUUUGCCUUCCUCAAAAUGGCGCUUCUUGCGACAUCUCAGCUUAGCAGAGAACUCGCUCACGCAUCUUACGGUGAGCAGCCUUGCACCAGUAGCGAGCACGCUGCAGUCACUUGACUUGUCGGGCAACCUCUUCUCCGAGAUCCCUGAAGCCCUGGCAAGUUUGACGCACCUGCGCGCGCUCAAUUUGAGCAACUGCAUGAUUGACAGCCUCGCCUCGCUCUCGCGCAAUCCACUGCCAGCCAUCACCACUCUCAAUUUGCGCUCCAACAGGCUGCUUUCACUUGCUGGCAUUGAGCGUCUGUACUCGUUGGAGCGACUUGAUUUGCGGGAUAACCGGCUGCAUGAUCCUACAGAAUUGGCUCGAUUAACAGGCAUGCCGGACGUGACCGAUUUGUAUGUGAUCAAAAAUCCCUUCACUAGGACUCACAGCAGUUACCGGAUUACAAUAUUCAACCUGUUCCGAUCCACUCCAGGCCACAUGCAGGACGUUACGAUCGAUACCAUGGGCCCACUAUACCACGAGAAGAAGUAUCUUGCAGACCGCGCCCCAGAACCUGCAAACAAACCCAUUGUCAGACCACUGCCGGAGGAUGAAGUUCCAGAGCCGCUCUCUGUCGCUGACCUACCGAUUGAUGCUGGACUGGAGCCUGUUCCGGAACCCCCAGCAAACAUGGGCCAUCGUCGAUCUCGGUCAGACAUGGGGCCGCCUUCGACAGUGAGAAGAAAGAAGAAUCCGCGUAAAAGGGUACUGGAGGCUGUGGCAGCUGUGUCACAGCCUCCAUCGGCAUUGGAAGAAAUUCCCACGGAGCCUCAAGUACCUGAACUCACUGAACUGCCGCCAAUGCCACACACCCCGACAACCGAAAGCGAUCAACCCUCGACCCCGGAAGCGACACCACAUCGCACUAUGCAUUUGAUACCACCGGCGCAGACAGCACUGGCGGCGCGGCCCAAAGUCCAAACAGGCUUUGCAGCCACCACUCCACCAAAGAUUCGGGAAUGGUCCGAUGAUAAUAAUUCACCCGUGAGAUCUCCAGAGGGUCUUGAGCCAACAUCGGGAUUGUAUCGCCAGAAGAUACAGGCCCUGAAACAGGAUUUGGGUCCCAAUUGGCUCUCUGCAUUGAAUGAGAGCAACGUGACAGAGGAGCCGAGAAAUCGAAGCUUCAGUCCUUCAUCAAGAACGACAGUCGCCGCCCGGCCAGAGCUCGCAAGAGGCGUCAGUGUUGGGGGACGUACCCUCGGGUGAAGGUGCUCGCUCAUUCGCUCGGACUCUAUCGAAGGUUGCCGCGGACUUCUUCGACGACUGCAACUGCAUGGCCACUGGCGUUUAUGAUUUGUUUUUCUUUUGGAUCUUCUCCCUUCGUUGCUUCAUUGUUUCGGGAUACCUGGUUUUGAAAGAGAGCGUAAUGACCAUUCUUCUCGUGGCCAUUACUCGGAUGGCAUUUUGUCUGGUUGUUGCAUUGGUGUAGAAAUACCCCUGGGUUUUGGCGAGCGAAUUAAUGCGUUCUUGUCUUACAGAGGCGCUUCUUAGUUGAAGGCGGCAUGCGAGCCGUGUAGAGGAUGAAGCAUGCCUCCCGAGGCAUAUAGAUUUCGUGUUGCGUAUGCCGGAGAGGCAUUAAACGAUGGCAUUUGUAGCGCGGCGUUCUGGGGGUUAAGCGGAUCUGUUGAAUACGUAGCAUUGCAUUCCUCGAAUCAAAUACAAAGUGUGGUUCAUGGAUGGCGCGAACGACUGGCCGGUACUUGAGCUGAAG
Messenger RNA from Cercospora beticola, 3158 nucleotides. RefSeq names its product leucine-rich repeat domain-containing protein. Gene Ontology annotation, cellular component: cytoplasm. Gene Ontology annotation, molecular function: protein binding. The record is from RefSeq and is a predicted model, not a curated record. Lineage: Eukaryota; Fungi; Ascomycota; Dothideomycetes; Mycosphaerellales; Mycosphaerellaceae.